GAAGCAAGAGAAGAGAAGAGAUGCUUGCAGAGGAUCUACUAGGCACAGACUCUCGGUUGAGCCAAAACGAAACCUGAGACAGAAUUACAGUCAUGAAGCACGGCAUGUAGGUCUGGAUCACAAAGUAGCCAAUCUUCCUCUUCAGAGUGUGUCCAUCCUCUUCUGUCAGGCCGGGACACUCCUGACUGACGGCGAACAUCCUUGCGAUUGUGGGAGCGAAAACGCUCAGGCAGUCAGCAGUGAUUACAAGCAGGUGCACAGAUGCUUGAAGCAGAGCGGGGUGAGAAGGACACCAGCAAACUUUGGAUGGUCUGUACACUGCAACAACAGUCACCAUGUCCUGUAUGAAAAGGACACCUGUGUCUCCGUCGCUCCAUGGACUACGAGCCAGCAGCCCUGCUCUGUGGUGGCACAACUGGGAGGACUCUGCUCUGAUCUGACCGUCUCCCGGGACUGGAUGUGGACGGAAACUGCUGAGGCGUGAAAAAAUGCGGUUGUGGUGGAUUUCACUGUUUGGAUUUUGGAGUGUCUGUGGGGAACUGCCGUUCAUAGCAGAGAACAACGCUGCUAUGUUGGUCAACUGGAAUGCUGUUGAUGGGAAUAAAAAGCUCUACGCCAUUUAUGAUACAAGUGUCAAUGAGCCAGGGAACAUGUCCUUCGUCAAAGAAACUGUGGACAAACUCUUGAAAGGUUAUGACAUCCGUCUGCGGCCAGACUUUGGAGGUCCACCAGUUGCUGUUGGGAUGAGUAUAGACGUGGCGAGCAUAGACAUGGUUUCAGAAGUUAAUAUGGACUACACACUAACCAUGUACUUCCAACAAUACUGGAGAGAUAAGAGGUUGGCCUAUUUGGGGAUCCCGCUCAACCUGACUCUGGACAACAGAGUAGCAGACCAGCUCUGGGUCCCAGACACGUACUUUCUCAAUGACAAGAAGUCUUUUGUGCACGGUGUGACAGUCAAGAACCGGAUGAUUCGGCUUCACCCGGAUGGCACAGUUCUCUAUGGUCUCAGAAUCACGACGACUGCUGCCUGCAUGAUGGAUCUGAGGCGAUACCCGCUGGACGAGCAGAACUGCACUCUGGAAAUCGAGAGCUAUGGUUACACCACAGAUGACAUUGAGUUCUACUGGAAAGGAGGAGACACUGCUGUGACCGGCGUGACUCGCAUUGAGCUCCCUCAGUUUUCCAUAGUCGACUACAAACUGGUCUCCAGGAACGUAGUCUUUUCCACUGGUGCCUACCCUCGACUGUCUCUGAGCUUCAAGCUGCGGCGAAACAUCGGGUACUUCAUCCUGCAGACGUACAUGCCCUCCAUCCUCAUCACCAUCCUAUCAUGGGUGUCAUUCUGGAUAAAUUAUGACGCCUCAGCUGCCAGAGUUGCAUUAGGGAUCACCACUGUGCUGACCAUGACAACCAUCAACACCCAUCUGAGGGAAACGCUACCCAAAAUCCCUUAUGUCAAAGCUAUUGACAUGUACCUGAUGGGCUGCUUCGUGUUCGUUUUCCUGGCUCUGCUGGAAUAUGCCUUUGUCAACUACAUCUUCUUUGGACGAGGCCCUCAGAUGCAGAAGAAGCUGGCUGAGAAGGCGCUGAAGGCAAAUAAUGAGCGCAGCAAGUAUGAAAAACCUAAGUCUUUACUGGAAGGAGUCAAUUGCAAGUUUUCAUCUCUAAAACAGUCCAAUCAGGUACAAGGGCGUCGUCACUCACAGCGGGUCGACUCCCAGGGCAACAUUUUGCUGACAACCUUAGAGAUCCACAACGAGGUGGGAAGUAAUGAGAUUACCACCACCCUGAGUGAGACUCACAACUCCUCCUCCAUGGUGUUUGACAACUCUGGGAUCCAGUACAGGAAGCAGAGCGCGGUGCACGAUCCAGGUCGCCUCAGCCUGGACAGGAACGCACAUCUGAAGAAGACCCGGCUGCAGAGACGAUCUUCACAGUUGAAAAUCAAAAUUCCUGAUCUCACGGAUGUGAACGGCAUCGACAGAUGGUCACGGAUUAUUUUCCCAUCCGUCUUCUCCCUCUUCAACCUCAUUUACUGGCUGUAUUAUGCCAAUUAAGUGAGUGCAGACUUUAAUAAAGAAGCUGUCACUCACUGUGUGCAACAAGGAAUGGUCUACACAACAUGAGUUUACAAGGACUCGUCUGCAGACAAUCACGUUUGUAUGGACACGCCGGACGUGGACUGAAGAUUUGUUAUCCCAUCUUCCAAAAAACAUCAGUCAUUUAUUAGGUGAAGUCAAAGUAUCCAAUGCAACAUUCACUCAUCUGCCUGCAAAAAGGACAGAUACGCACAAGCAGACUACAUUUUAACCCGAUAUGUAGUCUGUCUAAAUUAGACUUAGAAAGUGGUUCUUUUUAUCAAACAUGCCACUUUGCCCUGGAAAAAAAUGCAUUUUUUUCACAUGCAUGUCUGCUGACAUUGCUAACAUUCUGUGACUGCCCAUGCUUUCCUGUAGGAGUACCCAAUAAUUGCUGAUACUUUCACAAAAUUGCACCUUUUUUUUCUGUCUAAAGUUUGGCUCAAUUAAAAAAGUGUUUAACCCUGAAGGUAAACUGAUAAGAAAGAAACAUUUAAACAAUUUAAAAUGAAAAUCCCUCCUAAACUGACAAUCGUCAUGUGUGAACCUAUAUAUAUGGAAGUGAAGAAAUGCCCAAAUUUGUAUAACUCUUAAAGGAAAAGUGUUUAUCAUGUAAUAUUUUUAGACGUCAGGUUGGAAAUAGACCAUCUGCCCGUCCACAGUGUUACCACAUCCUGUGAGAAAAUAUAAGCGAAAAGAUGCAAAAGAGGAAAAUAAGGUGAUAGAUUUCAAAAUAAAACAAUGUUAAAUCCCAAAUCAAUACACACAUAGAACUCUUUUAGAUAUUUAAGUUUUACACGCUUAUGUAUGAAUGGAAAUUAUAUCUGCAGCACAUUAAAAAACAUUAGAGGCAUUUCAUCAACGUAUCUCAGCAUCACUAGACGUUAGCAUCACCAACUUGUAGGUAGAUAAGGAAAAAAAAUGCUGACUUUGCUUGAUCAGAAGGUAUAAUAGUUAUUCAAAGCAAGACCAAAUGAAGAAGAAUUCUUAAGGAAGAAAGAAAAGGCAAAUGUCUUUAUUUUGCAUUUGCAGGAUAUUCUAAUUGAGAAGACAAAUCAUCUGGUUACAAAAAACAAACAAAAAAGCCAAGUAAAUGCAUUCAUAUAUAAACUACAAGUAUCUUCUGUCUAUCUUUAGAAAAACAAGCAUAAUCAAUGAAGUGUUUUUAAUUGGAUUGAUAUAUCUUUUUUCUUCAAUGAAUCUUUGCUACACAUUGUUUCAUUACUAUUGUUGGGCUCGGAAUUAACUUAGGAAUUAAAAUAUUUACAUUUGUUUGGAAUAUCUGGGAACACAAAAAGCAUGGUCACAGCCCCUCUGAACACGACGAGCAGGAUCUCACAGGAGACAGCGUUUUAUCCGUUUAUCUAUGACUUCCCCCUGUGAUGUUGUUAUUCUUUUUUGUCACAUCGUUAUUUUGUACAAAUGAAUGGAAAAACUGCCAAAAUUAGCUCUUGUCCUAUAGCCACUCUGUUUGUGUUCGUCAUUUCUGUAUAUUAAACUCUAAAAAGCCCUG
Oryzias latipes (Japanese medaka) is the source of this 3594-nucleotide messenger RNA. NCBI's taxonomy places the organism in Eukaryota, Metazoa, Chordata, Actinopteri, Beloniformes, Adrianichthyidae. The record is from RefSeq and is a predicted model, not a curated record.